This is a messenger RNA of Zymoseptoria tritici IPO323, 465 nucleotides long. RefSeq lists its product as uncharacterized. The coding region runs from base 1 to 465 and encodes 154 amino acids. Lineage: Eukaryota; Fungi; Ascomycota; Dothideomycetes; Mycosphaerellales; Mycosphaerellaceae. The transcript has a single exon. The record is from RefSeq and is a predicted model, not a curated record.
AUGACCUCACAAUACGACAUCCCCGAUCCGAAUACCGGUCUAUAUCACCACCAGAGUCAACAACCGGAGCCCUUCCAGAGCCAGUCUCAGAGCCAGUCUCAGCCCUUCGAGCCCUUCGAGUCCUUUGACGACGACAACGUCGACCCUCAGUUCAAGGACACUGCCUCUCAGGCUAUAUACGAGUCCUCAUUGCUCAGCCAAACCACCAACACGAAUUCCGCUGCUGUCAACAAGGGCACACGUGCACCACCGGUGCUAUGGACGAAAGCCAUGGAGCUGCAUUUGAUGAACGAAUGGAAGCGGAGGAUUGAGAUAAACGAGCACACCGACCAAAACCUCAAGCCUGCUGGUAGAGCUCAUUUGGUCAAGCAGCUCCCGGCUAUGGCCAAGGACCGCGGCAUGCCCGGGGCAUCAGUCUCGUUUGAACAUCUCCUCGCCUUUGUGACAUUACCACAACGGUCGUGA